This is a messenger RNA of Alligator sinensis (Chinese alligator), 13089 nucleotides long. RefSeq names its product ring finger protein 213 (gene RNF213). Gene Ontology annotation, biological process: sprouting angiogenesis; ubiquitin-dependent protein catabolic process; negative regulation of non-canonical Wnt signaling pathway. NCBI's taxonomy places the organism in Eukaryota, Metazoa, Chordata, Crocodylia, Alligatoridae. Gene Ontology annotation, cellular component: cytosol; nucleolus; membrane. Gene Ontology annotation, molecular function: metal ion binding; ubiquitin-protein transferase activity; ATP hydrolysis activity. The record is from RefSeq and is a predicted model, not a curated record. The annotation marks the transcript as partial. The transcript is spliced from 49 exons.
GAGGAAGCAAUUUGCAUCCCGGUGGCCGAGCUUUCGCAGGGGAAGUGGUUAAAAGGCGAGCGGCCGGAGGGGCUGGAGCUCAUUUGUAUGCUAGCCAGGCCCUUUGGGGGCUGCCCUUGCGCCCCCGCUUGCAAGCUGACUGGGCUGCCUGAAGCUUUGCCCCGAGGCAGCGGCGCGCAGGCAUGGAGUGCCCUCGGUGCCACUUUGUUUCUCAAGAUGCUUCUCCCAACUUCUGCAGCAACUGUGGGCUCCUGCUGGGACCCUCCCUCUGCACAGGACCCCCCACCACGGACAAAGGAGGCGGUGAGGCCAAGGAGAUGGAGCUGGAGCCUGGACGAUCGCUGAGGGUAGAGGGUGUCCCCUUCUCUGGGCCAGGUGCCGAGACCAAAGACACGAAGGGGAAGCCAGAAGAGUCGCUCAGGCAGGACGCCGGGGCUCAGACCGGUGGCUCCAAGAAGAAAGCAGUACAAGGGGUGAGUGAGGUAGAGGCUGCCAGCCCUCCUUCCAGAAAGAGGAGAAAGGAGAAGCCAGGCUCACCUGAAGGCAGCAGCCCAUCUCUCGCAAGCCCACGGCAGAAAAGGAAGAGGGGGAAGAAGAAUAAGAAGAAGAAAGAUGCCCUGGGCAUGGAGCAGCCAGACUCCUUAAAGUCAGGCGCACCUAGCACAGAUUGUUCUGUGGUCUCGGAAAGAUCCUGCGACCCCUUUCCCGCGUCGGAAAGCACAACCCAAGAGGACGAAGUGGCCAAGCCAGGCACUGCGCUGCCUGCUGGUCGCACCGCAGGUGAAACGAAAAGCAGCGAUUCUGUGGGCUCCUUGGGAGACGAGAAUAAAAACACAGAAAUGGCUGUGCAAGACCGCUGCAGCAGCAGCACCAGCCUCCAGGAUGAUACUUGUGCCAAGACGGCUCAGCCCACAGGCUCCAUGGCUCCGCAGGAGAAGAUGGAGGAUGGAAAUCCCAAAGGUGAUGGAGAAAAGGGCAGAGAAGAGAGGGCAUCUGAGAAGCAGGAGGAUGCCCACAGCCCUGCUGAAACGGAGCAGCCUCUGGGAAAAGCAUCCGAUGCCCAAACUUCAGGGGCAGACGGAGAUGCACCGGGCUCCAAAGGAGCUGGAGAAGGGGACUCCCCAGGGCUUCCCACCAGUGCAGAAACGCCGGAGAACGAAGAAGCUAGUCCUUCUGCAGAGGCCGUGAAUCAGAAGAGCAAAGUCUCGCCGACCGAGCCUCCGGACACGCAGAGCAGGGAAGGGAAGGUGGAACAAGAGUCCAAGCAGCAAGCGCACGCUCCAGUGUCAAAGGCAACCAGCCAGAUGGCGGUAGGAGGGCUGCAAAAGGCGGCAGGAGGGUCACAGGAGGCCCCGAAGGGGACAGCGGAUAAUAAAAAGGGACCAAAGGAGGCUGACCACCCAAAACAAGACUAUGCCUCUGUUGUAAAGACCACAAGCAAAAAGGAGGAGAAGCAGCAGGCAAACCAGAAGGCGGGUGAGGAAGGACGAGGCAGAAGUCAAGCCCAAACAAAGGGUGACGUCCCGAGCAAUCAGAAAACCAAGCAGAAGGAAAAAGACAAGAAAGCCGCUCCACGUGUGGUUAAACAGAGCCAUGUGUCUCCUGCAAAAGGCAUCAUGGUGUACUUCCAUGCAAUCAUCUCUAAAGACUUCAAGCUCAACCCUGAGCAGCAUAAAGUGUUCAUCAGGGGAGAAGGUAUUUCAGGAUAUGAAAAAUGGCAUGAUAAUAUCUGCGAAUUGCACUGUACAAAGGACCUGCAAGAGCACGGACACCUCUUUGAAGGAUAUGUUCUUAUUUCCAAAAACAAUUUGGAUAAAGGCAUUGUCUACAAAUACUAUAUAGCUGGUGAGAAAGAGGGAAAGUAUGAAAUGAUUUACAAGUCUGAUGGUCCAGAAGGUUACAUCAAUCGCUACAUGCACAUAUCUUUUGACCCCUGUUUUGAAGAAUGGCAUCAGUAUGAUGAUAUCGUGUGUGCUCCACCUGAUGCUUCUCUGAUGAAGAAGUUCAAGAAUUUUUUUGGGCUGGAUGAUACAAAGAAAAAAGUUUUGACGGGGAAGAGGAUAGCCGGAGAAAUCAUGUUGGAGACCAUCUUCAGCCUCCUUAGCACCUGGUCCUGCAUCAAUGUAAAGAGCUUUUUCAACCAGUUGCAUCAGUUUUAUGUAGUGACCAGCAAUCCGGUGGUGUACCAGGGAAGGCCAGAAAAGUGGACAUCGCUAGAGUUUGGAACAAAAGAGGUCAACGAGAUGCUUCUGGUGUAUUUGAGAAAACUAGGCAAGCCAUUUCUUGAGAGAGGUGCAUCUGCUCCACCAGAAAACUGGCCGGUGAAGAGUAAACUAGAGUUGGGGCUGAUCAUUCUUGCAAUAGGUGAAUACUACGGACUUCAGACCUCGAAAGAGGAUCUGACUCAACUCUGCAGCCUGCUUUGCUUGGAAGAAAAGCUGGGAGACGAUGCUUUCCACAAAAUGGGCCACGUUCUAGAGCCGUUUACAAAAAAUCCACACAUGAAGCAAUACCUGAUCCAUAUGUGCGAGAGAUGCAUGGAAAGUCAAGUGGGUCAGUGGGUGUGGAUCCUUCCUCUUCUGCAUUUCUUCGCUCAUCCUUUCGACCCUGUCAGACGCUCCGGAGCAGACUCUCACCAGAAAUCUGAAGAGGACUGGGCAGGGCUAGAAGGUCUGGCAUUCAAUGACUUCAAAAACAGCACGUCUUAUCAGGGGAACCAGCUGCUGAAGCUCAUGGAAAGAAAGGCAUACCUGUUGAGAACAGACGAGAUGCUAGGCCGUUCCUGGUUCUGCUUGCUGCCCCUGGAUGUCUUGGGAGAGUUUCUGACCCGUUUACCUGUGCAGUUGUUGGAUGCUCUUGUAGGAAUUUACCACCAACUACAAAGCAGCUACAUUACGUACACCUCAAUUGAGUCAAUAGGGAAUCUCCUAAGCAAGCUGACAGAGCUUCUGGAUGGUCACCAGAAAAGACCCCUACCACAAGACGUCUUGGAGGCCUGCUUGAUUGUCUGCUCUAAACUCUAUGACGUCGUCUGCAAAAAAACCAAGUCCAGUUAUUAUCCUGGACUUACUGCUGCAGCAGCUGUGAUUGUUUCCAGAGCUAGUGGCCUUACAUCCUUGGAGGUUUCAAAAGAUGCUUCAACAAGUGGAAGUCAUCGGAGUAUAUCAGUGAUGGAUACCCUGAACAAUCUCCUGAGCCAGACAAGAAAGUGGCUUCGAGAUUGUUUAAGCAAGCCGUACUACAGUGCGUAUGGGGCCGCUCUCCAUAACGAGCUGCAGGUCUGGGAUCAGUUUGUGAAGAUAACCUUUCCUGAUGAACAGUUCACUGAGACGUGGAAGAAAACUCUAGUUUCUGACCUGGAAGGGAAGAUUAAAAAGGAACCUCCAGUUCAACUGAUCAAAGCCUACUGCGCCCAUCACGAUGAGUUCAACAAGCUAGACUCUUACAUCGGGAAGUCCUUUGAGAACUGUGCUAUAGAAGCUGUUAACAUGGCGUGCCAGUCUCAGAAAAACCUCUUGGACAUGGUGUCAUCUUACAACCUGAGCAAAUUUGGUAAGCUCGUGUCAGCAGUGAUCACAAAAUCCUGGAUCCCUGACAAAAAUGGAAGGCCUGUGGAUGACUUCGAUGAAGUCCUACUUCAUUUGCUUACGUGGCCAGACAUCAAGCAUCUUUUCAACUUCAAUGGAGCCAAUGGGCAGGUCCUGGAUCAACUUACUGGUGAAGCCAAGCAGCUAAUGGCCAUGGCUGACUCGGUUUUCAUGCACAUCGAUGAACACAUCAAGAGUGGAGAGAUACUAGUUAAGCGCUUAGACCUCAUUCUAAAGCACAAGAAACAAUUUCUCUGCAUAUGGGAGCUGAAGCAUAAGCAUCUUCCAUCCCUGGAAAGAACAAAGCUGAACCAUGACCUGGAAAAAAUGCUGGUGCUCAGGAGGGAGGAAAAGAUAUCUGUAGAGAGAGAGAGGAAAUGGGUGACAGCGCUCCUGGACAUGUGCAGGAUGGUGCAGACAGUUAUAAGAGUGGAUACCGCUGAUGUGGAGGAGAAACUUCAGGAGGAUCUGGGCGCAAAAGGACUCUAUGAGGUUUGUGACGUGAGAACACUGGAUUCUCCCGGCGGAGGUCCCAUAAAAACCUAUUACAAUCUGAGCCCAGAGCUGCGGGAGGUGGCUGAGGUUAUGUGCACCUUCAAGGAGAGCAGCGUCUUCCAGUUCUGCUGGAAAAAGGCAGCGCAAGAGCAAAUGGAGGAACAAGAAGAUCUGGAUGAAGGAGCCACCCCCACGCUACGCCUCAAUGAAGUGUACGACUCUCUGUUCUCUCCUUGCUACCGUGAAUAUCAGAAACUUCAUCGUGAGCUGAUAUCGGGAGAGCUGACCUUUGCAAAGGUGGAUGAUGUCUUCAGAGACUUUAAGAACCAUUACGAAGGUCUGAAAUCCGACCUCCAGCUCAUGUGCAAACUGCAGGAACAAGGUGACAGAAAAUGGAUCGAGCUGCGUCUUCGGCAGAUCCAACAAUACCACGAGCUGGACUUGGCUAUGGACUCUGCUGUGGUGAUUGCGAAGAUCAGAGAGGAUUUAAACCUCUCCGGUGACUUCAGCAAAAUCCACAAGAUUCUGAACUUUCGCAACCAGCUGGAAUCUAUAAAGGAAGAGAGGCUGGAUUACAUCAGCCCCGACCUCAUGAAAGCCAAGCAGCUGCUGGAAGAGAUCAGGGAGCCCCUUCGCAGGUGCCUGGAGCAGUUCACAGUCAGGAAGGACUUUGUCAACUGGGUCAAAGAGGCUUUGGAAGAUGUAAAUGAGCUCAAGGUGUUCGUGGACCUGGCCUCCAUCUCGGCGGGGGAGAACGACAUGGACGUGGAUCGUGUGGCCUGCUUCCACGACGCUGUGCUUGGCUACUCCUCCCUGCUGUACGAGCUGAAGCGGGAGUCGGGGUUCGAUGACUUCAUGCAGUGCCUGAAGAAGCUGGGGAAAGCCCUGGAGAGUGACGAGAACCUUCCCAAGAAACUGCGUGAUUCUGCUCGGCACCUGGAGUGGCUGAAGACCGUGAAAGAGAGCCACGGGUCUGUGGAGCUGUCCUCUCUGUCGCUAGCCACCAACAUCAACAACCACGGGGAGUACGUCAUCAGAGCCCCGCCGGAGGGCCAGAAGGUGUCUCUGGACACGGUACUGCGCCUGAAGCUCUCGGAGAGCCACGGGGACAGCGACGAGAUACGGCAGUACUCCUUGGAGGAACUGCGAGAACUGCUGAACAAGCUGAUGCUGAUGUCGGGCAAGGGAGACCAGAGCAUGGAGGUGGACAAGUUUUCAGAGGUAUUUUCCAGUGUCCAGAGACUGGCGCAGUCCUUUAUAGACCUGUACUCGGCAGGGAACAUGCUCUGCCGAGCCUGGGCCGCCUACGUGUAUUGCUCGCCCAGGAGCAAGGCAUGCACAAGCAUGGAUUUCUGUUUGAAAGCCAUCCCCAAGCUUGUAGGGAGGGGAGAGGUGACAGCGCUGCUCCCGCAGCUCUGCAGGACGAUGGAGAGCUUCCUGGUGCGGUGGAAGGACUUUGUGUCCGAAAAGCGUUCCCGGUAUUUCUACCUGAACUACUACACGGCAGAGCAGCUGGUUUACUUGUGCGGGGAGCUCACAAAAGGGAAGCCCAGCGAGAGAGCCUUGAUGAUGCUUUCAUUUGUGAAGCAAAACUGCACCGAGAGGGAUGUGGACGUGGUUUGCAGAUGGGUGGUAUCCAGACACGCACACACGAGCCUCCCGGACUUGCCAGCAGUGUUGGCCACGGAGGACCUGCCUGUCCAGCUGAAGCGUGUCUGGGGGUCCUACAUGGAAGACAUGCGUGCUUUCUUGCCAAACUGCUUGGACAUGGAUGCUCUGGGCAGUUGCCUUGACCAUCUGGCCCAUCAAGAGAAGCAGCAUGUUCAGCGAGCUCUCCCUCAGUGCCUGCAGGCCGGCAGGCCCAACCUCAUCACUUGUCCUAGGGCCGAGGUGCUGGCUUCGGCACUGGCCAUCUACAUGAGCAGCCCAGGCCAGCCCCUGCCCACCUUCGACGAAGUGCUCCUAUGCACACCUGAGACCAGCCUGGAGCAGGUGGGGCUCUUCCUGCGCCGGUGCCUCACGCCCGGCAACCGCGGGAAGAUCUACGCCAUGCUGUACGCCGACAAGCUGAGCUACGACGUCGGGUGCAGAGCGGAGGAGCUGUUCCAGCGCCUGCUCAAGCAGUCCCACCUGGACGGCUACUGCCUCGUCAUCCUGUGCGACUGCGAGAGGGAGCACUGCUACAUCCCUUCUGCCUUCAGCCAGUACAAGGUGCACGCCACCCCCCAGAAGGAGCUGAAGGACAUCCAGGAGUAUCUGAGGAGCCACUUCGUGGUCGCCCAGCCUACCAAGUCAGCAGCCUCUGUGUUCAAGGACAACAUGUGUGUUAGGAUCGUGUCCUCCAAGAGAGCCGGCGUGGGAAAAUCUCUCUAUGUGAAAAGGCUGCACGAAAAACUGGAAAAGUGCUAUGACAUGACUGCACGUCUAGAAACGAUCAGGCUGAUUGAACCCCAAGUAGAUGAAAGCAAAGUGCUGAGAUCUCUCCUGCCUUUCCUGAGACGGCAGCACCAGCAAAAGCCCAUGAUAUUCCAUAUUGACAUCACCUCCUCGGUACGAGGCGGGAUUGCAGAGUUCCUCUUCAAGCUGCUAGUUCUGCGGUACCUGGCGGACGCUGAUGGGAACAUGUGGCUACGCCAGCCGCAUCACUUGUAUGUCAUUGAAAUCCUUGAAACGGAUCCAGCGCCAAAGAAGCCCACGAGGCUGGGAUUGAAGUACAGUUUCCUGGAGGUCUUCCCUAAGAUCACAUGCAAGUCUCCUAAAGAAGUGCUGGAAAUGGAGACGCAGGGAAGCCCGUCUCGGGAUGCCCUGGAGCCAGGAAUGGAUCCAGUGGAGUUCUGCAGCGAGGCCUUCCAGAGACCUUUCCAGUACCUGACACUAUUCGACUCUGGGGACAACCUGGAUCUGUUCAGCUAUGACAGGGGCUCUGUCGAGGGGAGUCCCGCGGAGUGCCUGCAGCGGUUUCUCGUGCACUGCGGCGUGAUGGACCCCUCGUGGUCGGAGCUGAGGAACUUCGUCUGGUUCCUGAACAUCCAGUUGCAAGACUGUGAAGCUUCAGUCUUUUGUAACCCUGAAUUUGUCCACGACACUCUGCAGGGUUUCAAACGCUUUGUGGUGACCUUCAUGAUCCUAAUGGCCCGGGAUUUUGCCACCCCCUCUCUGAACAUCUCCGAUCAGAGCUCAGGGCGAGCCACCUUUGACUUGGAGGGUGUCACGGAAGCAGAUCUCUUUCCUUUCCGCAUUCGGAAGAAGUGGGAAUCGGAGCCCCAUCCAUACUUAUUCUUCAAUGAAGACCACGUCUCCAUGACCUUCAUUGGCUUCCAUCUUCAGGGCAACGCCACUGGUGGCAUUGACGCCGUCAGUCCUGUGAAUGGCAAUAUCCUCAAAAGCAACGUCAUGACCUCCCAGCUGUACAAGGGGCUGUUGCUUCAGCGGGUUCCUUUCAACACGGACUUUGACCGGUUGCCCAGACACGAGAAGCUAGGGAAACUGUGCAUGGUUUUGGGAAUCGAGUGGCCCAUGGACCCCGAUGAAACUUAUGAGCUCACGACGGACAACGUACUCAAAAUCCUGGCCAUUGAGAUGAGGUUCAGAUGUGGCAUCCCAGUUAUUAUCAUGGGAGAAACAGGCUGUGGGAAAACCAGGCUUAUCAAGUUCCUGUGUGAGCUGCGCAAGGUUGGCUUCAACGCAGAGAACAUGAAACUAGUGAAAGUCCACGGAGGCACCAGCGCAGCGAUGAUUUAUGAUAAGGUCAGGGAAGCAGAGGCUGUCGCCAAGACCAAUAAGGAGCUCUAUGGGCUGGACACGAUCCUGUUCUUCGAUGAAGCCAACACGACUGAAGCCAUUAGCAGCAUCAAGGAGGUGCUGUGCGACCGUACGGUAGAAGGGAAGCCUCUGGACCCCUACUCGGGCCUGAAGAUCAUCGCCGCGUGCAACCCUUACCGGAAGCACAAAGAGGAGAUGAUUCAACGCUUGGAGUCAGCGGGUCUCGGCUACCGCGUCAAAGCAGAUGAGACCAGAGAGAAGCUCGGCUCCAUCCCACUGAGGCAGCUCGUGUACCGCGUCCACGCUCUCCCCCCCAGCAUGAUCCCUCUGGUGUGGGAUUUUGGGCAGCUGAACAACCUGACGGAGAAAAUGUACAUCCAGCAGAUUGUUCAGAGGCUCACCGACUCGGUCCCGGCAACAGAAGAUGAACUGACGGUCAUCACGGAGGUGCUCUACAUCUCGCAGAGCUACAUGAGGGAGAGGGCUGACGAGUGCAGCUUCGUCAGCCUCCGGGACGUAGAGCGCUGCGUGGAAGUGUUCAAGUGGUUUUGCGACCACAGCGAUCUCCUGCUGAAAAACCUGGAGGAGCUCCCCGCGAAGAGGUCUGAGAAAAUACCUGUAAAAAGGAACAAAGCCCUGUGGGCUUUGGUACUGGCAACUGGGGUCUGCUAUCAUGCGUCCUUGGAGAAGAAGAAGUUGUACAGAAACAGGAUUUCCAAGGCCCUUCCAAAGCCUUACAACAACCAGAAAGGGAUUUUGGAUGAGAUCUGCCUGAUGCAGGACGUCUUUCUGCGUGGCGUGCAGCUGAGAGAGACCAUUGCCAAAAAUGCGGCCUUGAAGGAAAAUGUCUUUAUGAUGGUCAUCUGCAUUGAGCUGAAAAUCCCCCUCUUCCUCGUUGGCAAGCCUGGCAGCUCCAAAUCCCUUGCCAAAACCAUCGUGGCGGAUGUCAUGCAAGGACAGGCCGCUUACGUUGAUCUCUACAAGGAGCUGAAACAGAUCCACCUGGUGUCCUUCCAGUGCAGCCCUCACUCGACGCCCGAGGGGAUCAUUGGGACCUUCAAGCACUGCGCCCGCUUCCAGGACGGGAAGAACCUGGACGAGUACGUCUCUGUGGUGGUGCUGGAUGAGAUUGGGCUGGCCGAAGACUCUCCUAAAAUGCCCCUGAAGACCCUACACCCGCUCCUGGAGGACGGCUGCAUCGACGACGAUCCGCUUCCGCACAAGAAAGUCGGUUUUAUCGGCAUCUCCAACUGGGCCCUGGAUCCAGCCAAAAUGAAUCGGGGCAUCUUUGUUUCCCGCGGUGAUCCCAAUACCACAGAGCUCAUUGAGAGCGCAAAGGGGAUUUGCUCUUCGGACCCGGUCACCCAGAAAAUUGAGCAAUACUUUCCCCUGUUUGCGGAGGCAUACGACAAGAUUUGCAAGGGCCAAGGCAGGGAUUUUUUUGGGCUGCGCGAUUACUACAGCCUCAUCAAAAUGGUCUUUGCUCUCGCCAAGUUCUCACAGAAAGAGCCCACGCCUCGCGACAUCGCGCAGGCCGUUCUCCGUAACUUCAGCGGCAAAGAUGACAUCAACGCCUUGGACACAUUUACCUGCAAGUUACCUGGCAAAGAAGAAAUACGUGCUCACGACGUCAGCACCAUUGAACUCGUCCAGCAGAACAUCUACAGCGACGGUCAGGACAGCGACUGCAGAUACCUGCUGGUGCUAACGGAGAACUACGCAGCCCUGCAGAUCCUCCAGCAGGUGUUUUUCACAAAGAGGCAGCAACCAGAGAUUAUCUUUGGCUCCAGCUUCCCCAAGGACCAGGAAUACACCCAGAUCUGCCGCAACAUCAACCGCGUGAAGAUCUGCAUGGAAACGGGGCAGAUGGUCGUCCUCCUCAACUUGCAGAAUCUCUAUGAAAGCCUCUAUGAUGCCCUGAACCAGUAUUACGUGCACCUGGGGAGCCAGAAGUACGUUGACUUGGGUUUAGGCACCCACCGGGUGAAAUGCAGAGUGCACCCUGAUUUCCGUCUGAUCGUCAUCGAGGAGAAGGACGUGGUGUACAAGCGCUUCCCCAUCCCGCUGAUCAACAGGCUGGAGAAACACUACCUGGAUAUCGACACCGUCCUGGAGAGGUGGCAGAGGGAUGUUGUGGAAGAGCUGAAGAGAUGGGUGAAUGAUUUCACGGCGGUUGAUACCGAGAAGCAGCUCCUGGGCCAGCAGAAGUACAGCCCCUCCGACGUCUUCGUGGGGUACCACUCCGAUACCUGCGCCUCGGUCGUCCUGCAGGUGACGGAGAGGCUGAAGCAGAUGCACUCUCUCGAGGAGCUGAUGCUGGAGGUGAAAAAAGAGGCCCAGCUGGUGCUACUGAACUGUGCCACGCCGGACUCGGUGAUUCGCCUGGGCAGCGCGCGGCUCGAUUCCUUCAUGGCCGAGCUCCUGGAAAAGGUGUACUUCAAGCAGCAGCAGCACACAUCUCUUACGGAUUUUGUCUGCGCUCACAUCCAGACACAGACCCAAGCCCGCAUGGUCUUUACCGAGGUCACCACUUUCUCGCGGCUCCUGACAGCCACCGAUUCGGAGAGCUUGAGGGCAGAGGUGCAGGGCGAGGUGCAGAGCCUGGCCCUCCUGUCUCUGCAGCAGUUCGACACCGAGCACUCCUUCCUCAAAGAGAUUCGGAGUUUCCUUGACGCUACAUCUGGGAAUAAAAUCCUGAUUAUUCAGACAGACUUCGAAGACGGUUCUCAAAGUGCCCAGCUCAUCGCCUCGGCUAAGUACUCGGCCGUCAAUGAGAUCAACAGGGUGGAGCUGGGAGACGUCUCCGUCUUCGUCUACUUCAUCACAAAGCUGUCCCGCGUGGAAGGGGGAGGCUUCUACGUGGGCUUCCACGGAGGGCUGUGGCGGUCCGUGCACAUCGACGACCUCCGCAGAUCCAAGGACAUGGUUUCUGACGUGACUGCCCUGAGGAACUUCACCAUCAGCCAGCUCUUCCGUGAGGACACAGACAAGCCUGAACCUAUGAUAGUAGAGGGGGAAGAGCAGCAGGAGGAGCGGAUGGAGGUGAAGACAGCUGCCUCGGAAGAGGAGGAGUACAGCGCCGAAGUCCUGGGCACGACCAACCUUUUGAGGAGCUGCGUGCAACCCGCGGUGGGCAUACUGAGGGAUGACAACGAGGGCUCCAGUCGGAGCACGAGGAGGGUUGAGAUUCUUCUCGGCCUUCUAUCGAAUGAGGAUGACUCGAAAGCCUCCUUCCUGAGGAUAUCCAAAAACCGCCUCUUCAGCCUUUUGAAGAAGCAAGAAGAGAAUUCCUUCCACAUGGGAGACUGGGUGCUCCGGGAGGCUUCCAACCUCAACGCCCUCCAGGAGGCAGGGACUUUCAGACAGACCUUGUGGAAGCGGGUCCAGAACGCAGUGAUCCCGCUGCUGGCUCACAUGGUGUCUGUCAUAGACCGGGACGGUAACCUGGAGUUACUGGUCAAGCCGGACGCAGAGGACUGCGUGAAAGCACUGUGGAUGUUCAUCUUCAAUGACCUGAAACUUCUGGACGUACCCCACAAUGUGGGCAGCCGCAGCUCCCAGACCGAGACCAUCCUGGUGCCGAAUAACAUGAAUGUGUCUGAUGGCAAUAAGAUGCCCUUCAGCUGGAGGAUAAAGGACUAUUUGGAAGAGAUCUGGCUGCAAGCUCAAUACAUCCAAAGCCCAGAAGGCCCUGCAGCCAAGUUUGUGGAUAUAUUCCAGAAGACCCCGCUGGGCAGCUUCAUUCCUAGCCUGGCUGAGCAAGACAGGAACCAGCUCUUCCACUUCUAUGUCAUAGACUUCAUCCUCCUGACUAUGAGAGUAUCCUGUGUCGGAGAGUUACAGGUUCUGCAGACAGCUCUCUUGUCCUGCGUCGAGGAACUACAGGCUGCGUUGCCAAGUGAAGAGAGGAUGCUGUCCUUGCCCUGGGUCCACCUGGGAUACCAUCGGUUCAGGAGCCGGCUGCAGAACUUCUCCAGGAUCUUGGCUGUGAAUCCCAGAGUGCUGAAGGAUCUUGAGGAACAGUCAGUGGCAGAUCCCAUGCUGGCACGCUCUGGGAUGGUGCUGGAUGUGUUUGCGGCCCUGGCUUGUACUGAGAGGCUGGAGAACGAAGUGCUGAAGUGUAGCCCGCAGGCUUGGCUCCAGCAGGUGAAGAACCUUCACAUGCCCAUUGAACUGGUCUGCACGGAGAACUACCUGCAAGGCCAUAGCAGCCAUUGCCAUCAGCUGCUCCAGGAAGUCAGGAUCCGGUGGAACCGGAUCUUCUCCAUGUCUCUCUUGGUGGAGCAUGUGCUGCUGGGGGUCAACGCCCACCUCCCAGAGCUGCAGGACCUGGUGCAGAGACACAUCCUGAUGCUCGGCAAGUGCCUCCAGGGGAACUCUGACCUCAAGACUCAGGAAACUUUCUUUGCGGUGAUGAAGGUGCUGUGUCUCUGUAAGGAAGAAGCCAGCAAAACGAUCUGCAGAUAUGGUCUGACGCCAUGUCCGAUCUGCCUGGGAGACCCCCAGGAUCCCGUCAAGCUGCCAUGCGAUCAUGUCUUCUGCCAGAACUGCAUCAAACAGUGGCUAGCACCAGGCCAGAUGAUCUGUCCAUACUGCAAAGUCAACCUCCCAGAUGCCUAUAAUGUAACCGUCUCCAAGACACUCAGUGACGCUAUCCAGAAGAACGCCAAGUUUCGGCAGAUGUGCAACAGCUUCUUCAUAGACCUGGUUUCCACCAUGUGCUUCAAGGACAAUGAACCGCCAGAGAAGGACGUGAUUGAGGGGCUGUUAGGGCUGCUGUUUGCUCACCGGAAGCCUUUCACAGUUGGUAUGAUGGAGCACCAGGCUGUGUACACAAAAUCGCUCUCGCCGUUCGACGACGUGGUGGACAAGACGCCUGUCAUCCGCUCCAUUGUGCUGAAGCUGCUAUUGAAAUACAGCUUCGAGGAGGUGAAGGACUACCUGCAGGAGUACCUGAGGCAGGUGGAGCAGAACCAGAUCCUGGGCAAAGACGACAAGUCGGAGCUUUACGUGCUUUUUGUCAGCUGCUUGGAGGAUUCAAUGUAUGAUAAAACUGGAGCGUGCUCUGAGAAAGAACAAACCCACUCUUUGCGGGAAGAGGCACGUUUUCUAGUGAGAUACCUCCAGAAGAGCAGCCAGAAAGCCAGGAGGGAAUCCUCUAUUAGAAACCUGCAAGCAGUGGCCAAGGUCCGGCUCUGCCUGGACAGAGCUGCAGAGCUGCUCUGUGAAAUGCAUGGAUGUCAAG